AUGAGUCUCUCUUUUUUUUUUGAGAGGCCAUCUUUCUUGUCAAGUACCUCUUCAACUCUUUCUUCAACUAGGUCGGACGCGCAAAGCGCUCCACCUGAGUUAGAGCGGGUAUUUGAUCGAAUCUGUGAUGAAUACGCAGAGUGGGUGGUGAGAGCCGGUAAGCAAUUACCCCCAGAAUGGAGCAUGCCGGGCCUUGUUCGGACAGUGAUUGGGGACGAGGCUAUUCACAUCCCAGGCUUUAUCAAGGAUUCAUAUGUUGAUGUUAUGUUAUAUGGACAAAAUAGUUGGUUAUGCAACGAGGAGUCUCUGGCUACUUUUCGAAAUGUUAUCGCAGCAGAAAAUGAAGCGGAAAUAUAUGAGCGAAUUAGGGUUCUCGAGAACCAGCAUUACUACAAUAUCCCCCCUCAUAAUAACCCGGGAGAUUACGCGAGGCUGGUUCGAGAGCACUUCGAUCAAGCCCUAAACGUAGAUCACUACUGGGAAAUCUUUGAUCGAGAGUAUCUCGAACUACGCGUAUUAGAUAAAAAGGCCGGUCUGCAGGAUAAACUCUUAAAUCUGAUGCUUGAUGAGCAGAAUCUUGCUCGAAUUAUGGAGCUAUCUCCCUAUUCAAAUAAACAAGUAAACCUAAGCGGCCGCAAUUUAGAAAUCUAUCGUGAAUUCUACUCGCAUUUCACCGAUGACGAAUUCCGUCGACAACAGGGGUUGCCCUUACCAUAA
Molecule: messenger RNA, 717 nt
Organism: Vicia faba (fava bean)
Lineage: Eukaryota; Viridiplantae; Streptophyta; Magnoliopsida; Fabales; Fabaceae
Source: the annotation of a GenBank genome assembly